This is a messenger RNA of Penicillium chermesinum, 1617 nucleotides long. RefSeq names its product class II fumarate hydratase. Gene Ontology annotation, molecular function: fumarate hydratase activity. The coding region runs from base 1 to 1617 and encodes 538 amino acids. The record is from RefSeq and is a predicted model, not a curated record. Gene Ontology annotation, biological process: malate metabolic process; fumarate metabolic process; tricarboxylic acid cycle. Gene Ontology annotation, cellular component: tricarboxylic acid cycle heteromeric enzyme complex; mitochondrion. The transcript is spliced from 6 exons. NCBI's taxonomy places the organism in Eukaryota, Fungi, Ascomycota, Eurotiomycetes, Eurotiales, Aspergillaceae.
AUGAACGCCACUACCUCUCGAGCCGCGGUGCGCUCAAUGGCCACCUUAGCACAUGCGACCAGAGCUGCCAACCCCGCAGCCCGCAACCUUCUGUCAGGUGCUGCUCGUUCCACGGCCUUUGCUAGCCGGUCUCUGAGCUCCAAUAGCCGCCUUUCCUUCCCCCGCCUUCAAGUCCUGAACAGCAAGCGAGCAUUCAGCACAACCAUCAAGAUGUCUUCUGAAACCCGUACCGAGAGCGAUGCCUUCGGUGAGAUCCAGGUCCCUGCGGACAAGUACUGGGGCGCGCAGACCCAACGUUCGCUGGGAAAUUUCAACAUCAAUCAGCCCCAGGACCGUAUGCCCGCUCCCGUGGUCAAGGCUUUCGGUAUCCUGAAGGGUGCCGCCGCUACUGUGAAUAUGAAAUACGGCCUUGACCCCAAGAUUGGUGAGGCGAUCAAGCAAGCCGCUGCUGAGGUUGCUGAGGGUAAGCUGCUGGACCACUUCCCUCUGGUUGUCUGGCAGACCGGCUCCGGUACCCAGUCCAACAUGAACUCCAAUGAGGUUAUCUCCAACCGUGCCAUCGAAAUCCUGGGUGGUGUGAUGGGCAGCAAGAAGCCCGUCCACCCCAACGACCACGUGAACAUGUCCGCCUCCUCUAAUGACUCUUUCCCCACCGUCAUGCACAUUGCCGCCGUUCUGGAGCUCGAGAACACUCUCCUGCCUUCCCUCAAGAAGCUGCGCGACGCUCUGCAGCAGAAAGUCGAGAAGUUCGAGCACCUGAUCAAGAUUGGUCGUACCCACUUGCAGGAUGCCACUCCCCUCACUCUUGGCCAGGAGUUCUCUGGCUACGUUGCCCAGCUGGACCGCAACGUCGAGCGCAUCGAGGCUACCCUGCCCCACUUGCGUCAGCUGGCCCAGGGUGGUACCGCGGUUGGUACCGGUCUGAACACCUUCAAGGGCUUCGAUGAGGCCGUUGCUGCUGAGAUCUCUAAGAUCACUGGCACCAAAUUCGUCACUGCCCCUAACAAGUUCGAGGUCUUGGCUGCCCACGACUCCAUCGUUGAGGCCUCCGGUUCUCUGAACACCCUAGCCGCCUCCCUGUUCAAGAUUGCCCAGGAUGUCCGUUACCUCGGCUCCGGCCCUCGUUGCGGUCUGGGCGAGCUUAUCCUGCCUGAGAACGAGCCUGGCUCGUCUAUCAUGCCCGGCAAGGUGAACCCCACCCAGUGCGAGUCCCUGACCAUGAUUUGCUCCCAGGUGAUGGGUAACCACGUUGCUGCCACCAUUGGUGGUAUGAACGGCCAAUUCGAGCUGAACGUCUUCAAGCCCCUCUUGAUCCGCAACCUGCUGCACAGCUCGCGCAUUCUCUCUGACGGCAUGGACAGCUUCCGUACCCACCUUGUUGACGGUCUGGAGGCUAACGAGCCCCGUAUCAACUCCCUUCUUCACGAGAGUCUGAUGCUCGUGACCUGCCUGAACCCCGUCAUUGGCUACGACAUGGCCUCCAAGGUUGCCAAGAACGCCCACAAGAAGGGUAUCACUCUGAAGGAGAGUGCUAUGGAGCUCAAGGCUCUGAGCGAGGAGGACUUUGACAAGCACGUCCGCCCCGAGCUAAUGAUCGCCCCCAAGGAGCACAAAUAG